GCAUAAUGCCAAAAGAAAAUGAAGAUUACAUAAGAAUAUAGCGGACCUCGCUCAAGAGAAGAUUGAAAAUCGAAUAACAAGAAGCAAAAGCAUCUUCCUCUGUUCCCCUUCGCCUUCCCUCUCCUUUCCUUCCAUCUUCUCAAGAAACAAACAGAAAGCACUACAAGCAACAACAUUAGCAAGAUAAUAAAGAAAUACACAAACCAAGCACCAUUACAAUCUCGAUGCCAUGGAUGAAUCUGACGACUACCCAAGGGAGUGCAACACCCAUGACGGCCGGGAAGUGAUGUCAUCAUCGUCAACAACAAGCGUCCACGUCACGGCCCUGGACGGCCUGGUCAACGUGAACUCACUCUUCACCAUCGCCGUCUUCGUGGGGCUUUCUCUGACGACUCCAGGGCAGAGGAGCCUCGCAAACCGGACAUCCUGCGACGCCGGGAUCGACGUGGCGAAGAAGCUGCUGGUGUUCGAGGUUGUCUCCUUCAGCUUCUUCCUGUUCUCAUCGCUGGUGGCGCAGGGACUGAAGUUGGCGAUCAUCCUGCUCAACAGCAAGGAUGUCGAGGACGCGUUCCGGGGCCACAUCAAUCUGAAGGUGUUGAGAUUCGGGAUGUUGGGGUCGGCUUUCGGGUCGGUCAUGGGUUGCGUGUUUCUGGUGCUGUCGAUGGUGAAUGUGAUCCAGAUCAGGCUGGGGAUGCUGUCGUGUGGCAGCAAAUCCGCCGCCCAUGCUGUGGCGGUGCUUGUUGUUUUGAUCACGACGGCUCUUUUUGUUUAUAUUUCUACUGCUGUUUAUGCUUUUCUUCACUAGCUGCUGAAUCCAUUUUUAUAUUUAUCUGUUUCUUGUUCGAUAUUGUAUAUAUUUUGUCUCCGGAUUUUGAAUAAUGGACGUAUUCCCUAUGAA
Messenger RNA from Pyrus x bretschneideri (Chinese white pear), 898 nucleotides. RefSeq lists its product as uncharacterized. The record is from RefSeq and is a predicted model, not a curated record. Lineage: Eukaryota; Viridiplantae; Streptophyta; Magnoliopsida; Rosales; Rosaceae. The transcript is spliced from 2 exons. The coding region runs from base 230 to 805 and encodes 191 amino acids.